AUGUCCAAGAGCGAAUUAAGAGCGGUAGACAAUACAGCCAAGAAAUCAAGAAGAAAAAAGAAAAGAAGAACGUUAGAUGUAUCAGAUUCUUCCUCUUCUGAAUCAGAUUCGGAAAUAGAAACGAAACCGGAUCAGAGACAAGAGGCUAUUGAAGUAGAUAAUGACAUUGAACUCACUGACGAUGAAUCCAAUAAUUUUACUGAAAAAGGCCCCGACAAAAUCUCCGGUGCAGAACAGUGGAAAGACGAAACACGAGAUGAAUUGAAUUCAAUACCGUUUACCAAGACAGAUUUGACAAACAAAAAUGAUUUCAAUCAGAAGAGUAACAGCAAUGAAAACGGUGUUCAAGACUCUUUGGACCUGAAAAAAGUGAGAGAAACCAUUGAAGAAGACCAAAAAAAAAUGAAAAAGAUUGGCGAAGCAAACUUAAAAAAUGAUUACUUAGGAUUGAUUUUUGAAAACUACGGUGAAGAUAUCAAUUCAUUAAGGGAAGCGCCAGACUUUACAAAUAAAUCACUAGUAAUACUAGCGAAUGUAUUGAAAGAGGGUUCGGCAAUGUUCGAUGUUGAGACCUUGAAAACUAUGCUAGAUACAAAAUGA
Zygotorulaspora mrakii is the source of this 600-nucleotide messenger RNA. RefSeq names its product Rsa3p (gene RSA3). Gene Ontology annotation, cellular component: preribosome, large subunit precursor. NCBI's taxonomy places the organism in Eukaryota, Fungi, Ascomycota, Saccharomycetes, Saccharomycetales, Saccharomycetaceae. The record is from RefSeq and is a predicted model, not a curated record. The transcript has a single exon. Gene Ontology annotation, biological process: ribosomal large subunit assembly. The coding region runs from base 1 to 600 and encodes 199 amino acids.